UUGACUCGUCCCACCUUAUUUCACUUCAUUGACACCCGUUCAGCCAAUGGUCGUUUCGCAUCACAUGCCUUCAUCUGGGUUAGCCUCGCCUCAAUUGUCCUCGAUUCGACUCGUCUCAACAAGAUCCGCCCCACUCUGUUUCUUCUAGGCUUUGUCUACCCUCAUCCAACUGCAGCUCGACUCGCCUCGCCCAAACUCUCCUCGCUUCUCCCACUUUUGUCUAACUGCUCCUACGAUCAUUCGUACGCUUGUCUUGCUCUGUUCUGUUCCGCUAGGCCCAUGUUGGCCUGA
Molecule: messenger RNA, 291 nt
Organism: Protopolystoma xenopodis
Lineage: Eukaryota; Metazoa; Platyhelminthes; Monogenea; Polystomatidea; Polystomatidae
Source: the annotation of a GenBank genome assembly